CUGUGCAGAGUUCAAGGGUUCCAGGGAUCUCCUUCUUGCUUCCUUUAACCCCUGCUGGGGCUGGGGCUGGAAUUUGGAGUUUGACCUGCGUGGAGGAGGCUGACAGCCACAGGUGUGGAGGACUGGAGCCCAGGGUCUCCCUGCUUCCAGUCAUCUCCGCUUUCACUGGCCUCGGAAGCCCCCCCGCCCCCCCCCCCGCCCUCCCUCCACCAGCUCCCAGCCAGAGGAGAUUGCAUCUGGAAUAAGGAGUGAUAGGGUUCCUUCAGCACCAUGGAGAGAGUCACCAGCAGCCCCGAGCCUCCACAGUCAGACACUCUGGAGGCAUUUCCCAGGAAGAACCUGGAGCCAGGGGACAUUGCUGUGCUGGUUCUCUACUUCCUCUUUGUCCUGGCUGUUGGACUCUGGUCCACUGUGAAGACCAAGAGAGACACCGUAAAAGGCUACUUUCUGGCUGGAGGGGACAUGGUAUGGUGGCCGGUGGGUGCGUCGUUGUUUGCCAGCAACGUGGGCAGCGGACACUUCAUUGGUCUGGCAGGGUCAGGAGCUGCCGUGGGCAUUUCUGUCACUGCUUAUGAGCUUAACGGCUUAUUUUCUGUGCUGAUGCUGGCCUGGAUAUUCCUCCCUAUCUACAUUGCUGGUCAGGUCACCACAAUGCCGGAGUACUUGAGGAGGCGCUUCGGGGGCCGCAGGAUCUCCAUCACCCUGGCCGUGCUCUAUCUCUUCAUCUACAUCUUCACCAAGAUCUCGGUGGACAUGUAUGCGGGUGCCAUUUUUAUUCAGCAGUCUUUGCAUCUGGAUCUGUACCUGGCCAUAGUGGGGCUCUUGGCCAUCACAGCUCUGUACACUGUGGCAGGUGGGCUGGCUGCGGUGAUCUACACGGAUGCUCUGCAGACUGGGAUCAUGCUUGUAGGCUCGCUCACCUUGAUGGGCUACAGCUUUGCAGCGGUCGGUGGGCUGGAAGGCCUGCAGGAGAAGUACUUCUUGGCUCUGGCUAGCAACCGCAGUGAAAACGGCAGCUGUGGGCUGCCCCGCCAAGAUGCCUUCCACAUCUUCCGGGACCCAGUGACAUCGGAUCUGCCAUGGCCUGGGAUUCUCUUUGGAAUGUCCAUCCCCUCUCUCUGGUACUGGUGCACGGAUCAGGUGAUCGUUCAGCGGUCUCUGGCUGCCAAGAACCUUUCCCAUGCCAAAGGAGGCUCCCUGAUGGCCGCAUACCUGAAGAUCCUCCCCCUGUUCAUCAUGGUGUUCCCGGGCAUGGUCAGCCGGGUCCUCUUUCCAGAGGAAGUGGCCUGUGCACACCCGGACAUCUGCCAGAGGGUCUGUAGCAACCCUUCUGGCUGCUCCGACAUUGCGUACCCCAAGCUCGUGCUGGAACUCCUGCCCACAGGACUCCGCGGGCUCAUGAUGGCUGUGAUGGUGGCGGCUCUCAUGUCCUCCCUCACCUCCAUCUUUAACAGUGCCAGUACCAUCUUCACCAUGGACAUCUGGACGCACAUCCGGGCUCGGGCGUCAGAGAAGGAGCUGAUGAUUGUGGGCAGGGUGUUUGUGUUGGUGUUGGUACUGGUCUCUAUCCUCUGGAUUCCUGUGGUCCAGGCCAGCCAGGGGGGGCAACUCUUCAUCUACAUCCAGUCCAUCAGCUCCUACCUGCAGCCGCCUGUGGCUGUGGUCUUUAUCAUGGGAUGCUUCUGGAAGCGGACCAAUGAAAAGGGUGCUUUCUUUGGCCUGAUCUUGGGCCUGCUUCUAGGGCUGGUGCGGCUGGUCCUGGAUUUCAUCUACAUGCAGCCUCGGUGUGACCAGCCAGACGAGCGCCCCGCUGUGGUGAAGAACGUGCACUACCUCUACUUCUCCAUGAUCCUCUCGUCCACCACCCUGAUCACCGUGUGUGCCGUGAGCUGGCUCUCGGAGCCGCCCUCCAAGGAGAUGGUCAGCCGCUUGACCUGGUUUACUCGUCAUGACCCCAUAGUCCAGAAGGACCAGGGGCAGCCAGCGGCCACCUUGCCUCCGACCCCAACUCCGAACGGAACCCCAGAGGCCACUGGCACUGUCACCCAGUUGGAAAUGGCUCAAGACAGUAUGUCUAAGGCCCACAGCGGUGACGUAACCCAUAAGCACUCCAAAAUGGUAAAGGCCAUCUUAUGGCUGUGUGGCCUGGAGGACAAAGGCCGAGAGGAGGCCCCCAGCAAAGUGGAAGCCAUCAUUGUUUCCUUGGAGGAAAGCCCCACGGUGAAAGCCCUUCUGGACAUCAACUGCAUCAUCUGCAUUAGCUGCGCCAUUUUCCUCUGGGGUUACUUUGCUUAGUGCGAGGGGGACUAGAAGCCCCAGCUCUU
Molecule: messenger RNA, 2324 nt
Organism: Perognathus longimembris pacificus (Pacific pocket mouse)
Lineage: Eukaryota; Metazoa; Chordata; Mammalia; Rodentia; Heteromyidae
Gene: Slc5a11
Product: solute carrier family 5 member 11
Exons: 16
Coding region: 271-2295 (674 amino acids)
Biological process (GO): transmembrane transport
Cellular component (GO): plasma membrane
Molecular function (GO): D-glucose:sodium symporter activity
Source: RefSeq, a predicted model, not a curated record